AUGGCAGACAAACAGGCUCAUGAAAUCAUUGUCGUCUAUUUCAAGGAUGGUAUUGAUUAUAAAGAGCAGCUUGAUACGAUGAAGCAGAUUGGGAUUAAUUCCUCCAAAACUGAUGGAUUUAUUUCUCGGGAGAUGUUCCAUUGUGAGCCUGAUAAUCGCUGGGUUGACUAUUUCAUUUGGCGCGACAUGGCGGCGGCAGAUGAGUCGAUUAAAAACUCCAAGGUUAUUCCUGGUGCUACCGAGCUCUUCGCCAAGAUCGAUAGCGACAAGAGCGUCUGGUCGCGUUAUUAUAAAGUGGUCGAUGAAUAG
This is a messenger RNA of Trichoderma atroviride IMI 206040, 309 nucleotides long. RefSeq lists its product as uncharacterized. Lineage: Eukaryota; Fungi; Ascomycota; Sordariomycetes; Hypocreales; Hypocreaceae. The record is from RefSeq and is a predicted model, not a curated record.